CGGGAGAUGUAGUUCAGAUACUGAUCUCCCAGAGAUCCUCUGUUCUGUAACCGGUCUGACCCGGACGCCCCUAGGGACUGUGUUUAAUGCAUCGUACACUGUGUUGUGGGCUGUUUAUCGUCCCUGCCCGUAGCCGGUAUGGAGCUGCUCACCCUAGACACCGUGUGGGGGGGCUCCAGCCUGGCUCUCACCUCUCUGUUCUAUUACCUGUACCGGAAACAGCUGGCGACUGUGAGACGCAUCCAGGUGAUGAUGUCCCAUUUAUUGACCACUGCCUAUAGCAGACCUUCUUUGUGAUGUCACUCCCUAUAGCAGACCUUAUACGUGAUGUCACUGCCUAUAGCAGACCUUCUUUGUGAUGUCACUGCCUAUAGCACACCUUAUACGUGAUGUCACUCCCUAUAGCAGACCUAUGUGAUGUCACUCCCUAUAGCACACCUUAUACGUGAUGUCACUGCCUAUCGGAGACCUUCUUUGUGAUUUCACUGCCUAUAGCAGACCUUAUACGUGAUGUCACUGCCUAUAGCAGACCUUCUUUGUGAUGUCACUGCCUAUAGCAAACCUUCUAUGCGAUGUCACUGCCUAAAGCAAACCUAUGCGAUGUCACUCCCUAUAGCACACCUUAUAUGUGAUGUCACUCCCUAUAGCACACCUUAUACGUGAUGUCACUCCCUAUAGCAGACCUUAUACGUGAUGUCACUGCCUAUCGGAGACCUUCUUUGUGAUGUCACUCCCUAUAGCAGACCUUAUACGUGAUGUCACUGCCUAUAGCAGACCUUCUUUGUGAUGUCACUGCCUAUAGCACACCUUAUACGUGAUGUCACUCCCUAUAGCAGACCUAUGUGAUGUCACUCCCUAUAGCACACCUUAUACGUGAUGUCACUGCCUAUCGGAGACCUUAUACGUGAUGUCACUGCCUAUAGCAGACCUUCUUUGUGAUGUCACUGCCUAUAGCAAACCUUCUAUGCGAUGUCACUGCCUAAAGCAAACCUAUGCGAUGUCACUCCCUAUAGCACACCUUAUACGUGAUGUCACUCCCUAUAGCACACCUUAUACGUGAUGUCACUCCCUAUAGCAGACCUUAUACGUGAUGUCACUCCCUAUAGCAGACCUUAUACGUGAUGUCACUACCUAUAGCAGACCUUCUUUGUGAUGUCACUGCCUAUAGCACACCUUAUACGUGAUGUCACUCCCUAUAGCAGACCUAUGUGAUGUCACUCCCUAUAGCACACCUUAUACGUGAUGUCACUGCCUAUCGGAGACCUUCUUUGUGAUGUCACUGCCUAUAGCAGACCUUAUACGUGAUGUCACUGCCUAUAGCAGACCUUCUUUGUGAUGUCACUGCCUAUAGCAGACCUUCUUUGUGAUGUCACUGCCUAUAGCACACCUUAUACGUGAUGUCACUCCCUAUAGCAGACCUAUGUGAUGUCACUCCCUAUAGCAGACCUUAUACGUGAUGUCACUACCUACAGCAGACCUUCUUUGUGAUGUCACUGCCUAUAGCACACCUUAUACGUGAUGUCACUCCCUAUAGCAGACCUAUGUGAUGUCACUCCCUAUAGCACACCUUAUACGUGAUGUCACUGCCUAUCGGAGACCUUCUUUGUGAUGUCACUCCCUAUAGCAGACCUUAUACGUGAUGUCACUGCCUAUAGCAGACCUUCUUUGUGAUGUCACUGCCUAUAGCACACCUUAUACGUGAUGUCACUCCCUAUAGCAGACCUAUGUGAUGUCACUCCCUAUAGCACACCUUAUACGUGAUGUCACUGCCUAUCGGAGACCUUAUACGUGAUGUCACUGCCUAUAGCAGACCUUCUUUGUGAUGUCACUGCCUAUAGCAAACCUUCUAUGCGAUGUCACUGCCUAAAGCAAACCUAUGCGAUGUCACUCCCUAUAGCACACCUUAUACGUGAUGUCACUCCCUAUAGCACACCUUAUACGUGAUGUCACUCCCUAUAGCAGACCUUAUACGUGAUGUCACUCCCUAUAGCAGACCUUAUACGUGAUGUCACUACCUAUAGCAGACCUUCUUUGUGAUGUCACUGCCUAUAGCACACCUUAUACGUGAUGUCACUCCCUAUAGCAGACCUAUGUGAUGUCACUCCCUAUAGCACACCUUAUACGUGAUGUCACUGCCUAUCGGAGACCUUCUUUGUGAUGUCACUGCCUAUAGCAGACCUUAUACGUGAUGUCACUGCCUAUAGCAGACCUUCUUUGUGAUGUCACUGCCUAUAGCAGACCUUCUUUGUGAUGUCACUGCCUAUAGCACACCUUAUACGUGAUGUCACUCCCUAUAGCAGACCUAUGUGAUGUCACUGCCUAUAGCAGACCUUAUACGUGAUGUCACUGCCUAUAGCAGACCUUAUACGUGAUGUCACUGCCUAUAGCAGACCUUCUAUGCGAUGUCACUGCCUAAAGCAAACCUAUGCGAUGUCACUCCCUAUAGCACACCUUAUACGUGAUGUCACUGCCUAUAGCAGACCUUCUUUGUGAUGUCACUGCCUAUAGCACACCUUAUACGUGAUGUCACUGCCUAUAGCAGACCUUCUAUGCGAUGUCACUCCCUAUAGCAGACCUAUGUGAUGUCACUCCCUAUAGCAGACCUAUGUGAUGUCACUCCCUAUAGCACACCUUAUACGUGAUGUCACUUCCUAUAGCAGACCUAUGUGAUGUCACUCCCUAUAGCAGACCUUAUACGUGAUGUCACUUCCUAUAGCAGACCUAUGUGAUGUCACUCCCUAUAGCAGACCUAUGUGAUGUCACUCCCUAUAGCACACCUUAUACGUGAUGUCACUCCCUAUAGCACACCUUAUACGUGAUAUCACUGCCUAUAGCAGACCUAUGUGAUGUCACUCCCUAUAGCAGACCUUAUACGUGAUGUCACUGCCUAUAGCAGACCUUCUUUGUGAUGUCACUGCCUAUAGCAAACCUUCUAUGCGAUGUCACUCCCUAUAGCAGACCUUCUAUGCGAUGUCACUCCCUAUAGCAGACCUUCUAUGCGAUGUCACUCCCUAUAGCAGACCUAUGUGAUGUCACUCCCUAUAGCAGACCUAUGUGAUGUCACUCCCUAUAGCACACCUUAUACGUGAUGUCACUCCCUAUAGCAGACCUUAUACGUGAUGUCACUGCCUAUAGCAGACCUUCUUUGUGAUGUCACUGCCUAUAGCAGACCUUCUUUGUGAUGUCACUGCCUAUAGCAAACCUUCUAUGCGAUGUCACUCCCUAUAGCAAAACUGCUAUGUGAUGUCACUCCCUAUAGCAGACCUUAUACGUGCUGUCACUCCCUAUAGCAGACCUAUGUGAUGUCACUCCCUAUAGCACACCUUAUACGUGAUGUCACUGCCUAUAGCAAAACUUCUAUGUGAUGUCACUCCCUAUAGCACACCUUAUACAUGAUGUCACUCCCUAUAGCAGACCUAUGUGAUGUCACUCCUUAUUGCACACCUUAUAUGUGAUGUCACUGCCUAUAGCAGACCUAUGUGUCGUCACUGCCUAUAGCAAACCUUCUAUGUGAUGUCACUGCCUAUAGCCAACCUUAUACGUGAUGUCACUGCCUAUAACACACCUUAUAUGUGAUGACACUGCUUAUGUUAGAGCAUACACGUGAUAUCUUUCCCUAUACCAGGCCUUACAAAUGAUAUCAAUGCUAAUAUAAGACCUUACUCAUGAUAUCACUACCAAUAUGUAACCAUGUACAUGUUAUCACUAUCUAUGUUAGAUAUCACAUGAUAUCACAGGUCUUGACAAUGGAAUCUAGGAGUCAGCUAAAAAAAGAGCUAGGAGCCAUUUUUUUUUAAACUAACAAAGUUUAAUUUUAUUAAAGGACACAGAGGCGAGUAAGUAUGCUUAUUCUCUUUCUUUAUUCCUCAGCAGCAAAAGAGAGAGAUACUGUAAAUAUGCAACAACAUUUAAAUAAUAACAUAAUUUACCCAAAAGGGUUAACCAUAAAUAACCUAUUAACCAAUGAGGGUUUCCCGGAAUAAUAGAGUCCCAUGUGACCUUAAGCCACUCCUCUUUCUUUUGCUGUUGCCUCCUCAGCUAAGUACAAUUUUUCUUCUCCUGUCAUAAUUUGGAAAAGUGUGUGUGUAAAUUACACUGUUUGGGUUAAUUACCCUUUAUUACCUUUUAGUUAAUCCAUUUUAUUCCAUGGUUACUUUAUUAUUUCAGUGGUAUUUAUGUUUUCUUCAUAUUUGGGUUUGAAAAUUGUUCUGCCUUGAUAUCUCCCCCUCUCCCUGUCCCCCCUCCCCCUCUGUCAAGUCAGUUUGUUUAUUUUCCGACCGGUUCUCUCCUUCCUUGCUUUAUUUGAUUGUCUCAUACCUGAGGCUCCCCUCUCACGCCGGGUAGCGUUCCUCUCCCCGGUCCCGGCGGAUCGCCGCGGCUAGUGCCGCUCGCACAUGCACACAUCGCGAGUGCGCAUCGCGGUGGCCAUAUUGCGAUUGGCGAUUUUGCCACGCUUUUACUAGCGCGGCCAAUACCGCCCGCCUGGGGGCGGGAGUAGUCUGCUGUUACUAGGCAAGUCACCGGUGCUCCCCAGGACCUUAUUCCUGAGGGAACACUCUGUGAGCUUGCUCUAUUGAUUUAUUUGUGCCUAGUUUUAUUACAUUGGUGCCUGUAAAGCUGUUUCUUGCACUGCUAUACUGUACAGCUACCUACUACAACUAGUAGUGCCCUAUUUGAGCAUAAAAUUUUUCUGCCUGUCAUUUAGCCAUAUUUUUGCAAUCCAAUAAAAUGUCUGAUAUUUUUGGCUCUGCCACCAUAACCCCUGACCCCCUUCCUGAGUCCAAAACUCCUGCAGCCAUUGAAGUGUCACAGGAUCAAACGGACUGAGGAGUUACAUUCCCUCCUGGACUUUGUUAUGAUGAAAUCUGUGACACAGGCCAUAUUUAACGCUAUGGGGGCCAUGUCAGACAAUAUCUCACAUUCAAUUACGAUGGCGCUGAGAUCCACUCAGCUGAUACCAACUCCCACUACUAACCCACCUGAGUAUAAACCGGUAGCCCCUAGUGGGCGUAAAGCCGCAAACAAGUCCCGCCACCUGGACGACUGCCUCCAAAACAUUACAGACGGACAGGGUACAUCCUUUCACAGAUCAUGUGGUUGCACCACAACUAAGAGCCCCCGACCGGGCAAAAUUGGUGAGGAACUGGAAAAGGGCUAGAACCCUCAUUGAAUCCUCCGAAUCUGAGUCGGAGCAACAGGAGGCACAGAUCGAGUCCGAUGAGGAGGACUCUGAUGAUCCCAGCACUUAUUUUCCAGAACACAGUUCCUUGACAGGUGCUGGAACAGACCCCAAAAAUGGAGUGGACGAGUCUGCCCUGGUUGACCUGCAGGGCGAACCACUGUUUGACCCCGACACCUUACAACACCCGAGAUCCUCGGAGUGGUAUCCCCUAGAACAAGUAGCGAAAUAUAUCGCUGCUCGUAUUAGAAAACCACUUGACAAGGUGGCACGAAGCAAACCUUUCCCCACUAUUCCCGAUAUGGCAUGCGCCACCCCGACGUAGACCCAAAGAUUGCCCAAUUCUUGGGGAAGUCGGGUUGGAAAGCCAAAAAAGGCCUGGAUUUUGCCUGGCGGAAUUGACAGGAUAAGGUUCUGGAUGUUCUAGGACCAAUUGCAAAAAUGUUUGACAUGGUCGAAAUCGCACUGACAGGUGGUACAUUGGUGGAUUUAGAAGCCCUCAGUGGGUGGAUCCAGCGAGCCGUAUGUCUGCUGGGCAACGUCAAUACGGCGGUAGCCACUGAAAGGCGCAAGGCAAUCCUGAUAAAAAUAGAGCCCAAGCUAGUGAACCUAGCUAUUUCAGAGCCUGGACCCCAGGCAAAAGCCCUCCUGUUUGGAUAUAGUUUUGUUAAGGAGCUAGGCACAUAUGUAGGCACCUUUGCAGCACUUGAUAAAGCUCAAGCCAGCAUGAAACAAGUGUUCCAACAGAGAGUUUUUGGCGGGGCCGGCAGAUAUUGGGGCCGUCUGCUCGGCUGAUCACCCCGGGGUUCAUACCAGGGCUAUCGAGGCCCCAUACAGUCCAGGCUUACAACACCUGAGUCCAGAACUACCACACCGUUCUUCCCAGUCCGGGGUAGACCAUGGCAGUUUCGAGGACCCAGAGGUUCUUCCUAUGGCAGAUGACCUUAUGGUAAGUCCAAUGCCUCUGCAUCUGGCCUCAUUAACUAUGGUGGGGGGCAGACUGUGUCACUUUAUCAGCGCAUGGCGCAUGCUCACUGCAGAUGCAUGGAUCCUUCAUGCUGUUCAAGGUUACAAUACCCUGUACAAUACCCUGUUCAAAUGCAGCCCCCCAACCGCAUGGUGUUCCCCAUCCACGACCAAUACCAGAUAUCUCAAGAAGUCCAGGCCUUAGCCUCCAAGGGUGCAAUUUCAGAAGUUGACCCUCUCACACCAGAUUUCUUAAGCAACCUCUUCCUGGUCCUCAAAAAAGGCGGAUGCACCCAUCCUGUCAUAAACUUACAACCCCUAAACAUGUUUGUCACAUACCAUCACUUCAAGAUGGGAGGUAUACACUCUCAGAGAUCUCCUACUUACAGGGGACUGGAUGGUCAAACUCGACUUGAAGGACGCGUACCUCACGGUCUCUAUGGCCGACGAAUGCCAAAACUUCCUACAGUUCCAAUGGAAAGAGACCUUAUGGCAAUUCAAAUGCCUACCGUUCGGCCUAUCGUCGGCACCAUGGUGCUUCACAAAGCUAAUGAAACCAGUGGUCGCCCUCCUUCGCAGCAGUGAAGUUCGACUCAUAAUAUACUUGGACGAUAUCCUCAUAAUGGCGCAGGACCCUCAUCUGCUCCACGAACAUUUUUCCUGGACAAGGACUCUACUAGAAAAUCUAGGUUUUCUAAUCAACUGGGAGAAGUCGUCACCAAACCCUGUCAAUCAAUAGAAUUCCUGGGAUUCACCAUCGAUGCUGUGAACGGAGCACUCCUACUCCCAACAGCCAAAGUCAAAUCCAUCAAAAAGGAAAUAAGGCGGACGUUAGCAUGUCCUGUUCUUACCUUGAGACAACUGGCCAGGAUUGUCUGCCUCCUCUCAGCAUCAAUCCAAGCCAUAUUCCCCGGCCCUCUGCAUUACAGAGCACUCCAACGACUGAAAGCCAAAUCUUUUAAGUAUAUCGACCAAUUGCUCCAUAUUGUCCAGCCAUGGACAAUAUAUCAGCGGUCCGCUAUAUCAACCACCUCGGGGGCGCGAAGUCAACAAUACUAACGGAACUAACGAAAGGUUUCUGGCAAUUCUGUCUGGACCACAACAUCUCGGUAUAAGCAGAGUACAUUCCGGAAUGUCCAACGUAGUGGCGGAUUGGAAUUCCAGACACCUACGAGAUGCCAGCGACUGGCUACUGAACCCUGUCGUCUUCAGCCAUUUACAAUCACUCUGGGGUCCCUUGGACAUCGAUCUGUUCGCAUCACGCUUGCACACACAUUUGCUGAAGUUUUUCAGCUGGAGAUCGGAUCCGUAAGCUCUAGCGACGGACGUUUUCCUCCAACCGUGGCCGAAUGACCGCCACUACGCCUUCCCUCCUGUCUCCCUCCUUCCUCCCUCAUUGCAUGAACUCUACUGCAUCUCAGACGUCACCGAACCUCCUUGAUCCUCAUAGCCCCCUUUUGGACGUCUCAGCCCUGGUUCCCUGCGCUCAUGGAAAUGUCCAUAGACCUCCCGAGGUUACUGCCGAUGACAGUCAACCUCGUACUGGAUUCCGACAGGAACUUACAUCCCCUUCUACUUCAGGGACAUCUCAAGCUCUUGGUAUGGCUCCUCUCAGGGGACCCUGCUACAUCCCAAAUGUUCCACAAGCAACUCUGGACCUUCUGGCAGGGGCUUGGGCCCCAGGAACGAGGAGGUCAUACCUACAUGCCUGGAACGCAUGGAAUAGUUGGUGCAUGGAACAACACAUAUCUGCAAAUGUGAGUCAGGUUCUAAGUUUCCUUACUUCACUCUUCGACCAUGGCCUGGCAUAUCGUACAAUCAACCCAUAUAGAUUAGCUAUUUUGGCAGGCCAUCAAGGCUGGAAUGGACUCCAGGCAGGAAAGCACCCAGUGGUAUGUCGACUUCUACAUAGCAUCAAGUUUGCACGCCCACCAAGACCUAAAUAUACAGCCUUGUGGGAUGUUGGCCUAGUUCUCCGACUUUUUGAAAAUUGGCCAAAGAAUGAGGACCUUUUGAUUAAGCAGCUCAUGGCUAAAUUGGUUACGCUGUUAUGUCUAAUCUCCUGUAAACGUGUCUCGGAUGUCCCAGCACUGGACCUCACGGCACACUCAUUUACACCAGAAGGUGUCUCCCUUCGACAUCAAGACGUACUAAGACAUCCAUUACAUCAGUCUUCUACCCAGCUUUUCCACAUAACAUUAAUCUAUGUCCAGUACUCUGCCUCAAGGAAUAUGAAAUAAGGACCGCCUCAAUUCGUGAUUCCCGGUAUCUGGAUCUGUUUCUGGCACUCCAACAACCUCACCAUCCGGUUUCUACAGUUACCAUAUCUCGCUGGGUUAAAUGGAUCAUGGAGUCGACUGGCAUUGAUAUCUCCACGUACGGAGCGUACUCAGUGAGGGGUGCUAUGGCAUCAAAAGCCUUUUCUCUCGGUUGUAGACUAGAAGACCUCCUCCAUGCAGCUGAUUGGUCCAGCGAAUCUACGUUCUGGGAAUUUUAUUUCAGACCAAUUUCUCAUUUUUCCACUUCAGUGAUCUCGCAGCUUUGAACUAGCAUAAUUGGAGCCUCCGUGUGCCUUUAAUAAAAUUACCAGAUUUUACUAAUUUCAUGACGUAAAGUCAUGAUUUUAUAAAGGACACGGAGGCGAGUAUUAUCCCGGCUAAUCCAGGUAAGUGGCGCCCUCCCUGUGAAUAGACUGUCAUAUAACGGGCACGAGUCGUGUAAUAAUGUGAUUUUGUUUUUCACCUGAUGACUAGUACUGAAUUGACAGAUUGGUUUCUGGUACCUAAGGUCGUAAUAUAAUAUGGAAACAAUAUCCAAGAACAUAUUUUACCAUUUCAUUUCUUGUCUUACAGCCUCCUAAUUGGGUUGUCAUUCUGGUCCAUGCCUGCCCAUGAAAGUUUCAUUCAGAAGGCUGCCAGUUUUAUUCGGAGCUCCGUUGCUUGAAUUUUCCUGGGACUCACGGUUCUGCACAUCUAUUGGUUACAUCGUUUCUGUUUGAGGAAGUGUUAAUCGACAACAUCAAAAGAAAGAGGAGUGGCUUAAGGUCACAUGGGACUCUAUGCUGGGAUCACUCUCAUUGGUUAAUAGGUUAUUUAUGGUUAACCCUUUGGGUUAAAUUUUGUUGAAUAUUUACAGUAUCUCUCUCUUUUGCUGCUGAGGAAUAAAGAAACAGAAUAAGCAUAAUACUCGCCUCCGUGUCCUUUAUAAAAUCAUGACUUUACGUCAUGAAAUUAGUAAAAUCUGGUCAUUUUCAACAAGAAAAAUGCAAUUCUUAAAGGGACAUUGCUGCCUAGUAACGUAUCUAGAGACAGUCACUCAAACAGCCACUAGAGAAUUCUGGGUCUGCAUGGAAGCACUGAAUGUUCCCUAUAGAGAUGCAUUUAUUAAUGGGAUUUGUCGAACCCUGUGAUAUCAUCCUCUAUACCAGAACAUAUAUGUGAUGUCACUGCUAAUAUGAGACCUUAUAUGUGAUGUCACUGCCUAUGUUAGUUCAUACACAUCAUAUCAUUCUCUAUACCAGACCUUAUACACAAUUUCACUGCAAAUACCAGAUGUUAUACAUGAUCAUCCCUACACCAGUCCUUAUACUUGAUAUCACUGCCAGUACCAGACCUGAUAGAUUAUAUCUCUGGCUAUAACCUUAUAAAUUAAAUUGCUGCAUAUACCAUUCUGUAUAAAUGAUAUCACUGUCAAUAUGAGACCUUAUAUAUGAAAUCACUUCCUCUGUUAUUCUCUACACUGGAUCUAAUAGCAAUGUCACUGCAAAUACCAGACACUAUACUUGAUUUUCCCUAUACCAGUCUUUAUACUUGAUAUCAUUGACAAUACCAGACUUUAUAGAUGUUAUUGCUGUCUUAAACAACACCUUAUGUAUGAAAUAUGAUAUUGCUGCCUAUCAUUGGCUAUAAACAUAUUAUCAGUAUUAUUCACUAAAAUGAGAAUUGCCAGAAAGUGAAUUUUAAAUUUAAGGCCAAAAUAGCCAAAUUGAAGACAACUUUACUUGUAUAAUGUUUUAAGUUUGUUUGUUAGGCGUAAAUUGUGAAAUUCACUUUGAAUUCCCAGCAAUUCUCACUUGAGUGAAUAACUCUGCAUAUGUUAUAUCACUGCCCAUACAAGACCUUAUAGAUGAUAAAUUUGUCUAUUACAAAACUUUAUACAUCUCUAUAAUAUCACUGCAUGUACCUGCCCUUAUAUGUGGCAUGUGGUGUGACUGACUAUACCAUAACUUAUAGCUGAUAACACUGUCAGUUACAAGACCUUGCAUACGAUAUCCCUGCCUGUCCUGGACUGAGUCUCUCCAGGCAUUGAUAAUAUACUGAUAUCACUGCUUACACCAGACCCUCAGUCUGUCCAAACCCUGCUAUACAUUAUACCAUUGUCUUUCUCAUUACAACACAUAUUCAGUGACCUCUCCUUUCAGGAUGCCCCAAAGAUGCAGGUGGAUGGUAACCUGAGGAGUACACUGGAAUCCCUACAUGGACAGGAAAUCAGUUAUGUGGCUCUGGAGGGUGCGUACUACUUAUUAGCAAUUUCUAAAUGUUGUGUCGAUUGAGUGGUUUCAUUGAAUUACGUCAGUGCUGUAACACACAAGUCAGUGUUGACUAAAACUAGGAACACUUGUUUGUAAAUUACACUUGACAUGGCAUCUGGAGUGCCAAGGUUAAUUGUCACUGACUUAGGAAAUCUUGCGUAGUCCUGGGGACAUGGAGUCCAGAAACGUUAUAGAUAGUCUCUUGGUUGAUCCUCUUUGUUCACACGUCAUGACUGCUAUGAUUACCAUUGUACUUAAAAAUUACUUAUUGAAAAUAAUAGGUAUAAAUAUAGAUCUGAUGAUAUAUUUCCCCGCGACUGACGGAUAGAAAUGGAUAUAUAAGACAGAAAAAAAGGAAGGGAAAAGGGAAAGAAAUGAGAAAAAGAGAAGACUGUAUUAAGAAAUAAAACCAAAAGGAUAGACUGCAGAGGGGGAAAACUACUUACUGUACUUAACUGUUUAGUGUAUGUCGGUUCGAAUGUGUAUAGUUAUGGAAGGGUUUUUUGCAUUUAUGUUGUCUUUUUUUGUGUGUCAUGAAUUUAUAUAUAUAUUGAUAUUUUAUUUAUUUCCCCCCUCCCUCUCGCAAUCUAAACUGUCAAUUAAGUAAAUAGCAAGAGCAGUGUAUAUAUACUGUAAUACUGAUAAUUGGUUGAGGGCUAUAUAUGUAUGUUGACUAGGAAUAUGUUAUAUCUAAUGACUAGGAAACAGGAGGGGAGGAAAGGAGGAGAGAAGAGAGGGUAACAGAUAUAAUAUUCAUGAUGACAAUUAUACCAAAGCCUUAAACAAAGAAGCACUAUAAACUUUUCUUAGGCUGGUAUUCACUGAAGAAAAAAAAGAAAAAAAAAAACAUGAAAAAUUACUUAUUAUUGUGAGAGAACCAUUUUUAUGAGUUUUUUGCAAUGUGAGGAUUAGACUUCAAAAAUGGGUAUAACUGCAGAUGGUUUGCCAGACUAUGCCUAACUCCCAAAAUUUAUACUUAAGUAUAACUACUAGAAUAAUGAUCAGUGCACAUCAUGUAAAUUGCUUUAAUUAGAGUCUGCCAGGCUAGGUCUGAUCCUAUCUAGAAUGACCUUUACUUUCCUGGGUAAAUCAUGCAGCACUUAAGGGUGCACUAUAGUAUCAGGAACACAAUGGUGUAUUCAUGACACUAUAGUUCUAAAAUCAUGUUUAUGUGGUUUGCCUCCCUUACCUUGGGUUACAUAUGUAAUUUACUCAUCUUUUUUCAGCGCUGCGUGGGGCUCCUUGCAUCUGACCCCGCCUCCUAAGCCGAAAUAGUCAGAAUUUCCCAAAGUAUUGGCUGAGAUCGUCAGUUCUACAAAUCUCAGCCAGGAGGUGGGUGGGGGGCAGAGCCAAAUACAGCACUGGCCAAUCAGCAUCUCCUCAUAGAGAUAAAUUGAAACAAUGCAUCUCAAUGGGAAAGUUCAGCAUCUCCAUGCAGAGUGUGGAGACGCUGAACGUCCUUACACUGCCCCAGGAAGCACCUCUAGUGGCAUCUGAGGAGUGGCUACUAGAGGUGUUCCUAAGCUGUAAACACUUCCUUUUUUAGGAGAAAAGACCAUGUUUACAUUAAAAAGCCUACAGGGACUAACUAUAUUCACCAGAACAACUGCAAUAAACUAGUUGUUCUGGUGACUAUAGUGUCCCUUUAGCUACAAAAGGUUUAUUUUCAUACUAGGAUAUAUAUAUAUAUAUAUAUAUAACAAACACACGACUCAGGCACUCACCCAAAAAAAUAUGUCACUAUAACCGGGUGCUUCCAGCGCUUAUGUAGAAAGUAAAUAAAUAGAGCACUCCUAGGGAAAUUUCUAAAAGUGUAUUAAAGUACAAAAUCAAUGUUUCAACCCUCCUGGGUCUUUAUCAAGAUCAAAUAACAGUACAUACAGUGCAUCAAUAUAUAUCGUAACAGAUUAGUGACUUACCGAAGGUGUGUGAUCACGCCCAUCAGUGCUCCUGAACUCUGAAGUGAUCAUCCCUUGUGCGCGUGCACAUGCGCAUUAGCGUAGUGUGUGCGUGAACGUGAUUGACGUGCUCAACGUGUGUGUGGGGGAGUGUUCUGCCGGCGUGUAACCGUAACCAUAGGAACCAGUGUUAAUAUCUCCUGUGUGAACUAGUGACAGGAGAGCGGAAGAUUUGGAGGCUAUAGGCGAGCAGUGCUGAAAUAUGACAUAUAUGUAAAAAACAGCGUGACUCAUUAAAACAUUCUAAAUAAAGAAGGAUCCCAAGUACAGAAGGGGGUCUGAAAGCAAAUAGUAAAGAAUAAUAUAUAAUUGAUCUCAAACCAGAUCUAAGAGAGGUGGCUAAGAAAAGGCUGGAGAAAUAGGUAGCAAGAGAGAUACACAAAGAAAUAGGAAAUAAAAAAAGGUGAAAAAAAAAAUAUAUAUAUAUAUAUAUAUGGAAGGCGUGGCCUGAAGUUGUGGGAGGGGCUUGGUUCCCCUUCUUAAGGAGCAUCAACCCUUCCCUCAUUACCUGUUGGGUCUGGCGAAUUGUUGGUAGAGAGAUCGUCACUUCCGGUUGUUUCUGGCGCCAUUCUACUUACCUGUUUCACCGUGGGUAGCUUCCUGGGUCCCAACAAGUGCUGUCCCAUCCUGUUCCGCCCGUCUGGCUUCAUUUCCUGGCCGGGCGUUUCGCUGCGCUUUCGUUACAGCAAAAUCGUAAGUUUACGGCCGUCGCAAUUUCGGCGCGGCCGUUUUACGUCAUCCUAAUUGUACAGUCGCACACGUGGAAACUCUUCGGUAAAUAUUUAUACGAAUACCGGCGUUCGGUUUUCUGCUUGUAUACGCAUAGCAUGUUACAUUUUAAUUCGUAUAGGGCAAUUCGCUACAUUCAUAUUAUGCCCGUUCGUUUGCCGAAAGCUGCUUCACUUUAUUGUUACAACUUGUUGUAUGCCCUAGGGCGACCUCUGGUGGCUGGUUCAUUGUCACUGAUUUCUCUCUCAAAAUACAUUCCACGACCCCUGGUGGUUAUUAAAGUUAUGGCAGCUGGUACAAGUAAAUGAUAUUUUCAGUUAUGAUUAUAAGAUAUCUUAUGCUGGUUAAAGUUUGUUGGGCAAUUCGUUAAAUAUGUUUUAUUAAUUAAAUUGAACAAUGCAUUUACACUCAGUCACCUUAUGACUAUUUCGUAUGCCGAAUCUCUAGUCUUGUAUGUGGUAUAAUUAUGAUAUGCACUAAGAAGACCACUGGUGGUCGGUUUUCAGUACUUUUAGUUGCUUGCACAACCCUGCUGAUCAGAAAGGUUAUAUUCACGACCUCAAUCAUUUGUAAGAUUACAGUUUCAGUAGUCCAGUGUUGUAUGCAUUGUAUGAGUAUCAAUAUAAGGACAUUUUGUCAUGACAUACUUAACGGUCUAUUAAUUAGAGACCUCUUGUUUUCAGUGUUCUACAUUAAUUCCUCUGGGUUCCGCUACCCCACCACUGUUUCACUCUACAUAGGUCUGUUCCUAUAUUUAAAUAUACCUUCAUGGGUCACGCCAGACCAGAUUCCUCAAAGAUUUUUCUAUAUUACUAGGUAUAAGCAUCCUAGCACUGCGUAGUAUUCAGGUCCCAGUCACCUAAACUGUUGGAAUAUUAUUUAUAGGUAUCUGAUCAGCAGGGGGUCAAGGGCUACAUAUUUCAACCCUUACGAACUCAUGUUAAUCUCGUAGGUUACUACAGCUCACCUGGGUCACGUGUCCUACUUUCUGCAAAAUUCACUACUAGUGAAGUACUACUGGUAGGUAUCAGAUUAGCUGGGGAUUUAGGGGCACAAUUUCGUUUUAUUUUACCCAUACAAACGUCAAUUACUCUUGUAGAUUACGACAGAUCUCCUGUACACUUCUUCUCAUACUAUCUGGCAACUUACUCAACAGGUACGUCACGUUUCGACUACUUCUCCCUCCCUACCUACCUUUAGGGUUUAUACAGAUACUGGCAAGAAAUAGGACCCACUAGGUAUGUUUUUCUGGCCUUCUACGCCUUACGUUAGUGGUCCCGCGAGGCCUACACCCAUCCUCAAUUCGGAGGUACGGCAUCCCCUCGGGCCCAUUCAUAGCUAGCCGCCUCGCUUAGUUGCAUAGAGAGGGCCUCACUUGUCACUCCCAUUCUGUCUUAUGCCUUUACAAGUCACAGAGAGGCCACCACCCUGCCAUAAUGCCAAUGGCCACGUAUCCCACACGCGCCAAAUCAUAGAUAGUGCCUCUCAAGGCCGCUUGGCCACUAGUAGGGCCUCAUCUGUCACGUCGCUUGAUAAUUCUUCGCCGCUUGGCAUUUAGUGAUCAAUAGCCAGUUGGGUAGCCCCAGAUAACAUACUAUUUUAUGUUGUAGCAUGUCACAAGUUCCUGAAGAAAGGGAAGAUGUGUCCAUCGCCAGUACACCGGCUAGAUCGGUCACUCCAUCGCGGGGUGACGACAACGCAAGCCCUGCAUCACUCAGGGCGUGGACUGUUCCAAGAAUAACGGCUGAAUUAAGGAAGAGAAAUAUUCCGUUCCCUGCUACAGCUAGGAAAGCUGAGUUGUACAGACUAUUAAAUACCCAGACUGAUAACUCUGGGGCAGGGGAAGGAUCCAGCGGGAACCAUUCCUCAGAUCUGCAGUCAGUUUUGUCGUCAGUCCUGACCUCUUUGGGUCGUAUUACGGACAAACUGGACAAAAUGGACGCAGAUAGCCAGCAAAGGUCGCCUGCUACUGCAGGGAGCCCAGUUGCUGCAGUAUGCUUGGACCCUCUACCGGGUAAUUUACCAACUAGCUCUAAAGACCCACAUAUAAUUAACCCAGCACACAUGGUACCUGCUAAAACCAGAAAGGACAUCUUGGAAGGAAAGGAUAUCAAUCUGGUAUCACUUUUGAUUGCCUCACAAGAUGUCCUUGAGAAUAAGACAUAUGCAUAUGGGGAUGUGUCAGUAGUUCUCAAGUCCAGAGAUCCCAGGCUGAAUCAAAAGCUUUCCAUUCCAGAAUUUGUACUGGCCUUCGGUAUAUACAGGGACGUCCUAUGCUCUGUAUAUCCAGAUAGGAGGGAAGAAUUGGACCUUUACCUCCACAAGCUGGUGGAUUUGGGGCACAAGUACGGUGGUACGUCAUUUUACGACUACCACCGUGCUUUUUCCGCAAAGGCGUCGGCCACCCUAGCACAGUUCAAUAUUCAGGCUGAUUGGGGUGUGCUUGAUACUGAGCUGUUUUGUCGGCACUUUGCGGGCCUGAAAACUCCAGCUUGUGCCAUUUGCUCAUCCAAUUCCCACACGGCUAAUUUAUGCCCUAAUUCUCCUGAGGUGAAUGCUGCUUUUUCACCUGCUAAUGUGGUACCCACAGGGAGGUCUGGCAGGGUGUUUAAAGACAAACUAGGCCGUGAUAUUGUGUUCUUGGGCAAGUCACAGGUCUGUAACAAUUUCAACACCGGCUCUUGCGGUUACAGUGCCUGCAGACUUCUGCAUGUCUGUUCAAUCUGUUUCAGGGCUCACGCCAAGGCAAUGUGCCCUAAUAAACUAUUCCCUAAGCAGUAUCAAACGUCUCUUCAUGUCUCCCUACUGAAAGAACUUUUACGUAAUCAUCCAUCACAACAUCUCGUUGACUUUUUGGUGACAGGGUUUACGAUGGGCUUUCACACGGGUAUUGUGCACAUGCCUACAGGGAUCCUGGAAUGUAAAAACUUACAAACAGCUCUAGCAGCACCCGACACUAUCAACUUACUCAUUCAGAAGGAAAUGGACCAAGGUUUCUUGUUAGGCCCUUUUGACUCCCCGCCGUUCACGGUUUGGAGAACUAAUCCCAUAGGACUGGUCACUAACAAAUCCUCACAAAAACAAAGGCUAAUUCUCGACCUGUCAGCCCCCCAUGCAUCUCCUACUCCAAGCCUAAAUUCAUUAAUACCGUCUGAAGAAUUCUCCCUCCAAUAUGCUAACAUAGAUAACGCAGUCACAGCCAUCCUCGCAGCCGGAGUAGGGGCAUGGCUAUGUAAAACGGAUAUUGUGAACGCUUUCAAAUUACUCCCGAUUCAUCCAUCCCUAUGGCAUUUACAUGGGGUUAAGUGGCAAGGCUCCUAUUACUUUUUCACUCGUCUCACGUUUGGUUCAAAAAGCAGCCCCAGGAUCUUUGAUAUAUUUGCGGAGACGCUGUGUUGGAUGCUGCUUAACCUCUGUAAAUGCCCCACAGUUAUCCAUUACCUGGAUGAUUUCCUGACCGUAGAAAGUAACUCAGCACCUCCUACUAGCCUCCAGUCAAUCACACGACUGUUCACGAUUAGGAGUUCCGGUAUCACCGGCAAAGACUGAAGGUCCCGAUACUAUAAUCAAUUUCUUAGGGGUUGUACUUGACUCCGUGAACAUGCAGGCUAGCCUCCCCAGGGAAAAGAUCGAACGCAUCCUGGCAGCCAUCGACCUUUACUUGGGAAAAGGCUCAUGUAAUAGGAAGGAAUUGCAAUCCCUGCUGGGUUCAUUGAAUUUCGCAAUGAAAAUUAUUCCACAGGGGAGAGCAUUCAUUUCCAGGUUGCUUAGCCUGUUUCCAAUGUUUCCAACUGACGCAUCCCGCAUUUCACUAGACAUACAUGCAAAAGCUGACCUUCGUAUGUGGAAGGAGUUUUUGCUAAACUGGAACGGGAAAAGCAUUUUUAUCCCGGUUUGGUCAGAAAAUUCGGUAUCACUCUGGACAGAUGCCGCAGCCACUUCUGGAUUUGCCGCUAUUUGGGGCAACAAAUGGAUGUAUGGUAAAUGGCCAGGAGAGAUUACUGAGAUCCCCAGGUUUAAGGAAACUUCAGCACUAUUUGAGCUGUAUCCUAUCGUAGCGGCAGCAGUUAAGUGGGGAGCAGGCUGGUCUGGGAAUACGGUUCGUUGCUUCUCAGACAACAUGGCUACAUGCCAUGUUGUAAAUAAGGGACGUUCCUCUUCCUUGGCCAUCAUGAGGUUCAUGAGGACUCUCACAUGGCUGGCCGCUAAACACAGUUUCCUUUUGUCUUGCUUUCAUGUGCCUGGUUUUCUCAAUAUUGCAGCUGAUCACUUAUCACGGUCUCGGUUUCAGGAGUUCCGGGAAGCCCUUCCAACAGCUGCCCUAAUACCAACUCCGGUACCACAGUGGCAGGAAAUGGUCUGGGACUAAAAGAGCUGCUAUGUCAUGGGCGGCAACUCUCACAGCUCGGUCUUUCUGCUAAUACUAGGAAGGCAUAUGGUAGAGCUUUUGAUGUAUUUAAUAAAUUUUUGUUGGACUUUAAUAUUGUUGACCAGUUUUCCAUGGAGACCAUUAUUGCUUUCAUCUCCUUUUGCCACCUUCAUCUAACAUUGUCAUACAACACCAUUAAAUUGUAUAUCACAGGUAUUCAGCACCACAUACUCACUUCUUGGCCUAACAAACAACGCUUUCUAUCCUCCUACCAAGUAAAAGCUAUACUUAAAGGUAUCAAAAACUCCACUCCUACACCCUCACCUGCUAGACUACCCAUCCACGAUCUAUUAUUCCAGGCACUAUCAAAUCUACUAGACACCUCACCAUUCGAAGGUCAUACCAAUCGUGUUAUUAAAACAGCCAUCUAUCUCGCAUUUUACGGUUUUCUGCGACCCAGAGAAUUCACCACCACUAGCGUUAACUCACUCACCUUCAUCACUAGAUCCGAUCUUAUAAAGGUGCACGAUCACUAUCAACUAUCCCUACACCACACCAAAACUAGCGCCAAAGGUCAGACAGUCAUUAUACCCUAUUACCCCACUAGUAAUAUCUGGUGUCCGGUGGAAGUUUUUGACACGCUUCUGGCUUUCUGUAAUAUGGCUCCCACACAGCCACUCCUAUCCUUGCACGGUAAUGUACUCACUACGAGCAAAUUCAUGAUGUAUGUUAGGAUGUUGUUGAUCCGGCUAGGUUUGAACCCAGCCAGCUAUUCCGGACACUCCUUCCGCAUAGGAGCCGCAACGACAGCUUCAAAAAAGAAUAUACCAGCUCACGUUAUCAAAAUAUUAGGCCGAUGGAAAUCCACAGCAUAUACCCGCUACAUUCCCCAGCCUGUACAAGAAGUACGCCUGGCUUUCAAAACCAUGAAUAUGUAAUGUGUAGUGUCGAGUUAUGAUACAAUAAAUGGUUAUAUCUUUUUGCCCUCUUUUUUCAGGCCUACUUCCUCGUCAGUUCCGGCACACCACAACUGACCUUUCCAUUCUAUGUUUGUCUUAUGUCAAUAAUACGACGGCUUAUGCCAUGACCACAAAUGGAAGGCGUGGCCUGAAGUUGUGGGAGGGGCUUGGUUCCCCUUCUUAAGGAGCAUCAACCCUUCCCUCAUUACCUGUUGGGUCUGGCGAAUUGUCCCACCCACCACACCACUUUUAUAAGCAUUCUAUAAGGUAGGCCCUCUUUUUUCAGGCCUACUUCCUCGUCAGUUCCGGCACACCACAACUGACCUUUCCAUUCUAUGUUUGUCUUAUGUCAAUAAUACGACGGCUUAUGCCAUGACCACAAAUAAAUAUAUACUGAAGGUGUAAAAAAUGUGAAUGUAUAUACACAAUGAUGAAAAAACGUGAAAAAAGAGCAAAAAAAAUGUCAGCAAGUCUAGUAUGUGAGUAAUGUGUGUAAGGUGCAAUAAGGUGUCUAAUCUAUGGAAAAUGUGUGAAAGAAAUAGAACUAGAAUAAAAAAUAGAUAAGAGUGCAGAGAAGAGCCCCCUCCUGCCCCCCCCCAAAAAAGAAUAAGAUGUCAUAAAACCUCCUGCCUCUAUAACCGUGACCAAAUAUAUACAUAUAUACAAUAAACCACCUAUAAAGUAAUAAUAUAGGCAAUUAAAGCAAAAACAUAACCAAUAAGGUAAUAUAUAAAUGUUUAAAGGAAAGACACAGGAUACCCCCAAAAAUACUGGUGUCCUCUUGUGUCAGGGAACUCCCUAUCAUUAGUUGUAACUGGAAUACAAUCAUAAACAUUUAAAUAUUACUAUAUGGAUUUGGCGCUUUCAAACAAGCCCACAUGUACGAAUAUUUCCAAGAUGAGAUGAGCAUAACAAAAAAAUGUAAAAAACUAGCAACAGAAAAAGAGAAUUAAUCCUAAACAAGGCAAAGACUACAGCGGUGACCUCAAAAAGUAAUCCCCUAGAUACUAUAGGGGAACCAGAUACCAAAUAAAAUCCUCUCCCCCCCCCCCAAAAAAAGUAACAAAUGUAGCCUAAUUAAAUACCCAAAAAACAUAAUAUAUGACUCAUCUGGUUUCAAAAAAUUAUUUAUUUAUUAUUUAUUACUGCUAUUUAUAAAGCGCUAACAGAAUUAAAGGAUAUAUAUUCAUUUAAACCUUUUGGUUGAACAGUAUCUAAUUGUCGCAUCCAGAAUGUUCCCUUCUGCAGCAAAAGUUUGGAGCGGUCACCUCCUCUGGGGAGUUCUGGUAUUCUAUGAAUACCCAUAAAUUUCAGCGUAGGUAAUCUAUGUUGGAGUUGGAGGAAAUGUUUUGCUACCGACUUGUCCGUUUUUCCAUCCCUGUAUGCUGUCAUGAUGGCCGAUCUAUGUCCCUGCACUCUAUCUCUUAAUGUUAAAUCCGUUUUGCCAACGUAAAACAAACCACAAGGUCAAGAGAAGAGGUAUAUAACAUGAUCCGAUUGACAUGUGAUAUAAUGUGAGAUCUUGUAUCGUCUACCCAUGUGCGGGUGUGCAAAUGUCGUACCAACCAGCAUAUGUCCGCAAGUCACACAUCCCGUACAUUAGUAACAUCCCUUCUUUCUUGUCUUGGUGGGAAUUUCUUUUUCAGAUGGUAGAUCAGUAUGCAUAAGUAAAUCUUUGAGAUUCCUAUUACGUUUAUAGGCUAUUCUAGGCGGUCUUCUGAAUAUAUUGCUCAAAGAUUGACCGGAUGUCAAUAUAUCCCAAUGUUUUCUAAUAUUUGUAGAGAUGUUGUAACUGCCAGAAUGGAAUGUCAUGGGUACAGUAAUUUGUGCUUCUUCAUCAUUGGACUUCUUGUCCCCUUUAGGGUAAAUAUCCAAUGCUUUGUUAAGCGCUUUUUGGAGUACUGGUUGACGAUACUCCCUUUGCCAAAAUUAUGUUCUCAUGUCUUCUAUUUGGUUUUUUGAUUCGUCAAAUCAGAAUUAUACCUAAGUACCCGGAGAAAUUGAGAAAUGGGGAGUGAUUUCUUUAACCCCUUAAGGACACAUGACGUGUGACAUGUCAUGAUUCCCUUUUAUUCCAGAAGUUUGGUCCUUAAGGGGUUAAAGAUGGUGGAUGAAAACUAUUAGCAUGUAAUAAUGUGCAUCUGUCCGCCGGUUUUUUGUAUAGUGUAUAUCCAAUACCUGCUUCUGCGCUAUACACUUCCACAUCCAGGAAUUGAAUCCUCUCCGUGGUACAAUUAAGGCUCAGCUUGAUGCUUGAAUCCUCCUGGUUCAGAUCCCCAAUCAUGUUUACCAACUGGUCUUGUGACCCAAGCCAGAUUAGAAAGAUGCUGUAGACAAAUCUAUGAUACGUCAGUAACUUGUCUCCGUAUGGUGUAGUAAUUUUGGAUCUUUCAAACGUGCAUAAAACAAUUGGCGUACGCCGGUGCUAUCGCUGAGCCCAUUGCAUUACCCGUUUGUUGUAAAUAACGUCGAAACAUUGAUUUUGUACUUUAAUACACUUUGAAAAAUUUCCCAAGGAGUGCUCUAUUUAUUUAGUUUCUCUCUCUAAAUAACUCUCUCUCUCUCUCUCUAUCUAUCUAUCUAUCUAUCUAUAUAUAUAUAUAUAUAUAUAUAUAUAUAUAUAAUGUUGCAGUCCGUGUUCUAGGCUUCCCCUAGUGGCAUUACUUGGUGAGUCUUUCUUAAAUUGUAAAAUUAGCUAAAACUUUUUUCUUGACCUGUAUUUAUAUAGUUAACACUAUGUCUACAAAACACCUUUUUUGCGAUGGGAAACAGUAUCGUGUUGGCAAAUGCCUGGGGCCUUGUGACGAAGGGACUUAAUUUUGGGUCAGAAAUAAGUUAUAAAUAACUACUAGGCUGUUAUAAUGUACAGUAGUGUGUAAUGAUGUUUUAUUCGAAUCUCCGAAGAAGGCCAUAAAUGGAAUAAAGCUAAUGAACUUUCUAUUGAAUAAAGCACCUUUGGAUAAGUUUAGGAUAAUCACCCUUGGUUUGUAAAUCAGAUGGAUGAUCUGCAUUAUAUACUAUUGACUUAACAAUACUAGAGCUAAAAAUAAAUCACAAGAUCCAGUACCACGACUUUUAAUAGAACAUAGAUACUACUUGUGUGUCUUUGUGUUCUUCACUUGUGUGGUGUGAAUCUAUAUGCUGCGAAUACUCUUUGUUAAUCUGCCCUUCUGUUUUUCAGGUGUGGUAGAAGCUGCAGGCACGGUUCUUAGUAGCCACAAUAAGCCACAUCUCCAGGCUGUGAUCCGGAGUCAUCAAGUGGUAGAGCAUUGCCUGAUAUGGAACAGCUUGACAAGAAGUUGGUGAGGCAAUCACCAGGGAUAUCGAGGUUGUUAGAGCAGGAAAAGGACUAAGAAAAGGAUUUUACCAUACUACUCCUUAGCAUGUUUUUGUUCCCAUGUGUGGAAACUGAGUUGGAACUUCUACAACAGUGAUUAUUAACCUUUUUGACAGGGACCUAUUGGCAUUAUUUUGUUAAUAUAUUGUAAAAUUACAAUAGAUUACAAGUUCAGUGAUCUAUUUUCCUAAUCUGUAAUGUGACAAAUAAUAUAAAUCUACAAAAUAAGUUGAUCAAACUUUCCACAGUGUCUACGGGGGUAGCCACUGCUUCAGGGAAAAAAUACUCCUACAGUAGAUCAUUUAUAGUUCGUAAUUUCUUGUGGCUUAAUAAAUAUAUUGUGCCUGUUCUAGUGAUUAGGAUUCCACUCUAGGUCAUGACACAGGAGUUAAGAACCAGUUCUAGAAUAUAGUAUAAAGGUAAAUGUAGAAGCAUGUGUUGCAUUUUUUUCCAUUCCACUAAUGCCUCUGAAAUAUGUUUUUUUGUUUUUUUUCACCAAUCCCUAGGAGUGAGUGUGAGAGAGUUCUUCACAAUAGUGUCAAUGCUAUUCCUUUCCAUCUUUGUCCACUGGAGGGAGCUGGGGACCCAGUACUCAUAUGUGACCCCCUGAAUGCUUCUGGACUGGCCCUGCAAACUAUUCAUGAACAGUUUCAGGCUUCAUCCGCUGGUCUUGGAGAGUUGAUGGGACAUUACCUGACUGGGGAGAAGCCCACUGGUCUGUUGGAGACAGAAGAGAUUUUGCCGGUGGGGGUAAUUCUGACUGGACUAGGACGGCUAUCGCUGGACAAUCAGGGAGUGAUGAUAUUACAGCCUCCCCAAAAUGCUUCUGAAUAUUUUCUGUCCCUUGUUGGACAUGAAGAGAUAUUGGAACAACAGGAGUCAAUAGCCUACGUGUGGAGGAAUGCAGCACUGUUCUUUGGAACUCUGGGAGCUGCUGUUUUCUGCUUCACUUUGUAUCGAGCCUUUCGCAAGUAUAAAGAGAAGCAGAAGCAGCAAGAGGAGGAAAGAAGGUGGGAUAACAUAAGUGAAGAGGAGCAGUCUACUGAAGAUAUGAGCGGGGCUUCUGACAGAAUGUGUGUAGUCUGCCUUUCUCAGCCACGUGAAUGUGUAUUUCUACCUUGUGGACAUGUAUGCUGCUGUUUCACGUGUUAUCAAUCACUGCCCACAUUCUCCUGCCCUAUUUGUAGGUGUCAGCUAGAGAGAGUUGUACCUCUGCACCAGUUUUAAAUACCAUAUUUCAGGAUCUGUACUGAGAUGUAGGUGGUGUUCUUUCCAGCUAACUGCAAGAGUCUAAGCAAUACAUUGCAUUACUUGUGUAAUGUUUUUUUUUUUCUCAUGACCAUUUAACAAUAUAUAUAUAUAUAUAUAUAUAUAUAUAUAUAUAUUUUUAUACUGAAAAUGUAUGGAGAAAUCUACAUAAAAAUAAGGAAACUGGAAUAUGCAGGGUACUACUUGCUGUAAUUCUUCUGUUUUAUUGUGUGGUGCACUAUCAACCUCAAUGACUCAAGCAGUUGACUAAUGUCUGCUUUGUGAAGACAAGCCAUAAAUAUUAAUAUAGUGUGCGGCCACAUGUCAUUUAACAAACAAUGUUAUUGCACAUACAUUAGUUUAAUGCCUUGUGCAAAGGUUUUGCGAUUGUAGAUUUAUGUUUCUGGAAUCCAGUCUGUAAAUGAUAGAUAUAGCUUUAAGUUUCAGAUAUCUAAAAUAUAGACUAAAAAAAUCCCAAAAUGUUUAUCAAAAAAAUUCAACUAAUAUAAAGGGGAGAUCCUCUGUGGCCUAGCAUUAUGGCAUAGACCAGGGGUAGGCAACAUUUUAUUAGUACUAUGCCAAAACAAGAUCUUGAACGCCAGUCCUAUUUUUUUAAAUUGAAGUGUGUAUGUUGCCGUCUUGUGCUUGUGUUAUUUAUGUGUGUAGCAAUUGCUUUGUAGUGAUGUAUUUGUGUGUAUGCAGGCUGUUAUAAUGUAUAUGUUCAUAAAUAAUUUGUGGUGGUGUGUAUGAUACCUAUGAAUGUGGGCUGUAUGGGACAUGCUUGUGGAAUUGUGUGUGUUGAUGACAUGUCACAUUGGGUGUUUGAUGGGGUGUAUAUGUUGGGGCUGCUUGUGGUAUUGCAUGUGAGUGUGUGUGUGAUGUCAGUGGUGUUGUGUUUCUGGACACUGUGUGUGUGUGGACUGUUUGUAUUAGGGGGAGGCUUUUUAUGCAGCACUGUGUAUAUCUGAGUGUGGGUGGCUUCCCUGUGGUCCAGUGAGGAAUGUGCUGACCAGGUACAGGUCAAGGGCAGAAGCUGCAAUAGCUGCUGCAGGCUAUUCUACUCCAAUUUUGAUUCCUGUGCACACGUGCAGGGAGGAAGUGAUCCAAGAUGUGUGAUCCAUGCUGCAAUGUGUAAAUUGAGGAUUGUCCCUCAUCACCUGCAAUCACAGCUCGAUUUUCACUAGCAGAUAUCUGAAGUCCCACCUCGAGUGCCAUAGGUUGCUGACCCCUGGCAUAGACCAUACUCACUUUGAUACUUGUAAACUGUGUGUAUCUAUACCAUGGAGGAGAGUCAGAAUGCACUCCUGCUUGCUACCAUUUCUAGGAUUCUUUUUGACAAUUUGACAAUUUUUAUUGGUUAUCAAUUUGACAAUUUUUAUUGGUUUUUUGGGGAUACAGAAGAAAGAAAGGGGAGGUUAGGGGGUAUAACAAAUUCCUCUUUUGGUUUUGUUACAUCACAGAAUUCCAGUAUGACAUUAUCUUGGCAUAUCCAAAAUCAAUAGUGUGACACAGCACACUUCAUCAAAAGCAAACAUUUCUGUACCACUGCCAGGAUUCUUAAUACUGCUGAUAGUAUCUUGCAUGUACCUGAAUAUGAUUCCAUGCAUUAUCAUUUCUGAUAAACAGUAUACACAUUUUGCCUUUCUAUGUAAACUCUGGGAUCUUUCUGUAGUUAUAUCAAAUAUUUGUAAAUAUUCUAUUAGUUCUGUACAUUGUGUAUCCAUAUUAUCUGGCAUAAAAAAGAAAGUGAAAUCAAUAGAAAGCAAAAGCAUGAAAGAAAAGAAAUGGGAAUUAUUUUUAUUUUUUUAUAUGGACACAUCUGUAUACACACAGAAGGAAAAAGUAGAGCAGGUGACAAUAAUACAUUACUGGUAUGUUGCAACAGUAUCAUACACAUUAGAAUAUACUUAACAGUACCAGACACCAAUAAACAAGGAAAAUGAAUGAAAAACUAAAUUACGAAAAAUGCAUUUUUUUAUUAUUGUUUGAAAACAAUCAAAUAACUCUAGUAGUUUUAUUGAUUUUUUAUUUUUUUACAAGAGGAUGUGACCAUUAACCCCUUAAGGACACAGCUGCAGAAGCUUGUCUUACGCUUAAUGACACAAGCCAUUUUUGCAUUUUUUUUGCUGUUUGUGUUUAAACGCAAUUUGCAUCUCUGUCAUUUAUUGCACCAACACGUAUUAUACAUCGUUUUUUAGAAGGUAAACAGAGCUUUAAUUUGAUAUCACAUAUACAUAGAUACAUUCUCACUAAUUAUAAAAAAAAAUAUAAAAAUAAAAAUACACUUUUUCACAGUUUUGGCAAUAAUAGCGUGUGCAUAAUAUGUCCAGCUUAGAAAAAGUAAUUAAAAAUAAAUUAAUGUGUCUUGAUUUAUAGAGUACAUCAUAUGUAUAGGAUUUAAGCUUAUUUUGAAAGUUACAGGUCACAAAAUACAAGGACUAAAAUAAAAUUUACAUUUGCAAACAUUUUAGGAGUUGGUAUGUUUGUCUUGUAGGCUUAGUAGCCAUCACAGAAAACAAAAUUGCCACACAAAAGUAUAUAUUUAUAUAAAGUAGACAUCACAGGCUAUUUACCUAAGGUUAUUUUAACACUUUUUACGUAGCCAUUUCACUGCCAAUCUCUGCUAAAUAUUGGAGUAAAAUUGUGGGUUUUUUUGGUUUUUGACACACAAACUUAUAACACAGAUCUCAUGUGUAUUUUGUGUUUAUUUUGAGUUCAGCUACAUAUGCUGAGUACAAUGAUACCCCCAUUGUAUGUCUUUGGCACUAUUUCGUGAAGCUACACUGCCAAAUAGGAGACCUGGCCAUUUCAGUAUUUACAGUAGAAUUUUGAGAGACAGAUUUGAUGGGCCUAUAUUUCGUUUUGAAAAUAAUAUAUAUGUAUAUUUUAAUUCUUUAUUUUUGUUGUGCAGGUAGUUACAUUACUUUGUCAAACGCCACAACAGCGUACAUAAAGAGUCAUACAGGCUUAACAGUGGCAAGAAUGUGUGCACAUUUUUAAAAAUGAACACGUUCAGUAAUGAC
This is a messenger RNA of Pelobates cultripes (western spadefoot toad), 26299 nucleotides long. The record is from the annotation of a GenBank genome assembly. NCBI's taxonomy places the organism in Eukaryota, Metazoa, Chordata, Amphibia, Anura, Pelobatidae.